Messenger RNA from Dentiscutata heterogama, 1551 nucleotides. NCBI's taxonomy places the organism in Eukaryota, Fungi, Glomeromycota, Glomeromycetes, Diversisporales, Gigasporaceae. The record is from the annotation of a GenBank genome assembly.
AUGUCACAGUCUCCUCCAUCUGAAGUCCUACAAGAAAUUUUUCAUCAUUUUGAGGAUGACUCUUAUGAUUUACAUUCUUGUGUUUUAGUCAAUCGUAUUUGGAGUGCAAAUGCUGUUCAACUAUUAUGGAAUAAACCUUUCCACCUUUUACUAAACAAAAAAUUUAAUUCUUCUCACCAUCUAAUUUCAACUUAUUUAUCAUGUUUAGACCUUGAAGAAAUAUAUAAUCUUGAUUUGAAUUUAAUUCCUCAACGAAAUUCUAUCUCUUCAAAAAAUUUUAUUCCUACUUUUAAUUAUCCUUCAUUCUUAAGACAUUUUGCUUAUUUAUCAAUGGUCGUUUCUGUUCAAGAAUGGUGUGUGAUUAAUAAUCUUUAUGUAGGUGAUGGUAGUCCCAUUAUGCAAAAAAUCAUAUUAGCUUUAUUUCGUUUAUUUGCCAAACACUCCUCGGGUCUUAAAUCAUUCUCUUUCAUUUUAAUUUUACGUGAACCAAUAGUUCGACAAUGGUUAAGUCAAAUUAAAGAAUUCGAAUUUGCUGGCGAUUUUGCUAGCGAUAAAGAUUUUCCCAUUUUGAUGCAGAUUUGUAAACAUCUUAUAAAGAUGGAAGUUAGAUUACCAGAUUUCGGUUAUAACGAUGAUGAUGAACAUUAUGAUUCUAGUGCUGAACUUACCGCUCGUUUCAUAGAAUCACAAACAGAAUUAGAACAUUUCAUCCUUCGUGACUGUCAUUACCCUCAAGCAUUAGGUACGGCACUCAUACGUCAACAAAACACUUUACGUUAUAUACAAUUUUGUGAUAUAGUGUUUGAUAAAUGGUGUCCUCUGGAUUGGUUACCAAAAUGUUUUAAUCUUGAAAUUUUGGAAUUCUGUGAUUCUGAAAGUUUGAGUCCCAAAGUUUUGGCCCCUCUUAUAUUAGCUCCACUUACCAAACUUCGUUCUAUAACUUUUAAAGAAGAUCCUGUACCAGUUGAUACUUUGGAAUCUUUAAUUUUAGCUAGUAAAUGGAAUUUGGAAGAAAUUAUUUUUGGAUGGCCUGAAGAUUGUAAACAAGAUGGUUAUGCUCAUAUAUUAAAUUCUAUUUCGUUGAAUUGUCCAAAUCUUGUGAGACUUGGUGCUAUGAUCGGUCCAAAUGAAAUAGGUGAAUUAUUUGGAAUUUUAAAAAGUUGUAGAAGAUUAAAAUAUUUACAUAUUUAUGGAAAUGGUAGAUCUUUUGAUGUAAGUGGUAUAUUACCAGAACUUGGAAAGAUCAUGCCUAGAACUCUAAUAGAAUUAAAUAUAUCAGCAAGAUGGAGAUUUAUGCCUGAUAGUUUAAGGCAAUUUUUGGAAAAUUGUAGUUUAUUGGUCGAAGAACAACAUGAGGUGUUCAAGGAUGGUGUUCCUUUGAAAAAUUUCGUCAUAAGUAUUUGUGAUUUCAUUAAUGAUGAACAUCUGAGAAUUUUGGUUAAACAUUCGAUGAAAUCUUUAAAAUUUUUUUCUUUGUGGAAUAAGAAAUUCAUGGUAAGCGAAGCUGGAAUUGACAAAGCAAGUCAAUGGUUAAGAAAAUCUGUUGUAUAA